AUGCAUUCUGUCGCAGGGCACUUCAAACCCGACGCCUCGGGCGCAGCUCCGAAGCAGAUGGAAUACCUUCCGCACCUGAAGCUGAAUGAUGGGAACGAAAUCCCCAUGCUCUCAUAUGGCCUAGGCACCGCCCGAGCUAAAGAUAGGGAUGCUACCGAGCAGGACGAAGAGGUCGUGAAGCUGACCACCAUGGCUAUCAAGAACGGGUACUACCACCUCGAUGGAGCCGAGGUCUAUAAGAACGAGGAGGAGCUCGGCGCCGCCAUCAAAGCGGCCGGCGUGCCGCGCGAGAAGCUCUACGUCGUCACCAAGCUGUCGGGCACCAAGAAGCAGGACGUGCAGACGGCCUUCGAGACGUCGCUGGCCAAGCUGGGACUCGACUACGUGGACCUGUACCUGGUGCACGCGCCGUACCUGGCCCACACGCCCGAGGAGCUGCAGGCCGUGUGGGCUAAGAUGGAGGCCAUCAAGGACUCGGGCAAGGCCCGGUCCAUCGGCGUGUCCAACUUCCUGCAGGAGCACAUCGAGACGGUCCUCAAGACGGCCCGGAUCCCCCCGGCCAUUAACCAGAUCGAGUACCACCCGUACCUGCAGCACGGCGGCCUGGUCGAGUUCCACCGCCAGAACAACAUCGCCAUCUCGGCCUACGGGCCCCUGACGGCCGUCACCAAGGCCAAGCCGGGACCCCUGGACGCCACGUACGCGGACCUGGCCAACAAGUAUGGCGUUACGGAGGCCGAUGUGGCCUUGAGAUGGUGUCUGGACCAAGGGAUCGUAGCCAUCACCACGAGCUCCAAUGAGCAGAGGCUCCAGGGCUAUUUGCGAAAGCUACCCAGCUUCAAGCUCACGCCCAAGGAGGUUGAGACGAUCUCUGAGCUGGGUCAGGAGAAACACUUUAGGGGAUUCUGGAACAACCGGUUCAAGAACGAUGAUCGUCGAUAA
Messenger RNA from Neoarthrinium moseri, 942 nucleotides. RefSeq lists its product as uncharacterized. Gene Ontology annotation, cellular component: cytosol. NCBI's taxonomy places the organism in Eukaryota, Fungi, Ascomycota, Sordariomycetes, Amphisphaeriales, Apiosporaceae. Gene Ontology annotation, molecular function: oxidoreductase activity, acting on NAD(P)H as acceptor; aldose reductase (NADPH) activity. The transcript has 3 exons. Bases 1 to 942 code for a protein of 313 amino acids. The record is from RefSeq and is a predicted model, not a curated record.